Molecule: messenger RNA, 282 nt
Organism: Parastagonospora nodorum SN15
Lineage: Eukaryota; Fungi; Ascomycota; Dothideomycetes; Pleosporales; Phaeosphaeriaceae
Exons: 2
Coding region: 1-282 (93 amino acids)
Source: RefSeq, a predicted model, not a curated record
AUGGCUUCAAUGGGCGUGGCGACUUUGGAUAUGGUAGAGGAGGAAGAGGAGGAGGGAGUAUUUGACGACCGAAGAGAUGAUCGAAGACUCAGUGGAGGUGUGCCAUCGGGAGAAUGGAGAAGAGGCGAAGCACCACCACGACCAGCGACCCUGGCUUCGGAAGGGGACGAGGGAGAGGUGACGGCGGUGACUGGCGGGGUCGGGGAAGAGGGAGGUGGUAGUCGUGAAAUUCGACACCUGCACCGUUCAAAAGGCCAUGCCAUCAAAGGCUCGCUGCAAUGA